AUGGUCGUCCCGUAUUACGGUUCGUCAGCCCCAUUGUUUGUGUGCUUCCGCAGCAGUCCUGAUACCAGUGUGGGCUUGAGCUUCGGUAGACCCUUCCAGAUGGGUCUCCCAGGGUCCUCCAUCCAGACGUCGACAUCCCUCCCUGACGGUACUACCGCUCUGAACAUCAAUGGACAAGUAGUCCAACGAAUGCCGUUGGACGUUAAGUCUGCAGGCUUGUUUUAUUGUGAGGGGUCUGAUGGGCAAAACACAACACGGGUGUACAGCCUUAUCCACAGCUAUGCCAGACUGUUUUUACCAUCUGAUGGACCAGGAACAAAGACAAUCAACAAAGGAGAAAGUGUGGUCCUGUCAGUAGCUACUGUAUCUUACAACGGUAACAGCGGAUCCUAUCAUCGGUGGGCUCGCAUCAGGAAUGGCGCCUCGUCAUACCUGAUGUCUUAUGAUGACCAGUCUUCGAUUACAAUAGCGCCUUCCGAGGCCCGCCACGGUGACCUGUAUGCUGUAAUAAAGCGUACCGUAUCACUAAGCGAUAACCAUUUUGGUAUGAUAAGGCUUAUCGUGAGAGAAUGUGUUGCUGGUAAAUGGAAUCCUCCUGCCUGUGACGGCGUGUGUGAUCUGUGCUACAACGGAGGAGUGUGUGAUGAUAAGACAGGAGAUUGCAUCUGCCCACCAGGAUUCAUGGGACCAAACUGUCUAACUAGUUGUCCAUCUAAUUCCUUCGGAUGGAAUUGCGAAUUUAGGUGCGGAUCUUCCUACCUUAUCAGCAAUUGCCAACAGGCUCGGUUUGGUUUACCAGACCCCUAUGGAAUUAGCUGUAUGACAGGACGCUCAGGAAGAUCCUGUUCCUCGUAUUGUGGCGCACUAAGGUUUGGUGCUGGGUGCACCCAGACAUGUCACUGUGCGCUAGAGUACCGAGGAUGCAGCACAUAUACUGGCAUGUGUAAUUACGGUGGCUGUGCCGCAGGUUGGACGGGAACUAAUUGCCAAGUUCCAGACGUAUGUCCUGUUGGUUAUUAUGGUCUUAACUGUGUGAGUAAGUGUCGAUGUAGCACCAAUGCAGCAUGCGACAGGCACACCGGAUACUGCAGUGUAGGGUGCGCCCCAGGAUUUACUUGUGUGUCAAUACAAUGUGCAUCUGGAUAUUUUAGUGACGACUGCAGCAGGUCAUGCCAUUGUCUGAAUGAUGCUGAGUGUGAUGGAUUGACUGGUUAUUGUGGUGGUUCCGACGGAGUGUGCGCCUCCGGCUUCCAGAAAGAUGAAAACAACUACUGCUUCAGGGCUCCUGUGUUAAGUCAGCCUCCUACUGUAACAGUGACAACAUCAACAGCUUCAGUUAGCUGGGAGGCAUGGGGUUCAAACUCCGCCGAUACCGGUGAUGGACCAGUUGCUGCAUACAGGGUCUACUACAAAUGGUCCAGUUCCUGGAUCCUUGCCAGUGUUGUGCCAGUGACAAACGCGCCUCAGGUGGCGUACAGCUUCACGAUUCAGUCACUGCAGCCAGGAAGGAUGUACUGGUUUAGCGUGGCUGCAGUCCGACCAGGCCAAGGGGGCGAAGGGCCCAAGAGUCCCUCGAUAUCCAGCCAGACGCUACCGCUGCCUCCUCCAUCAACCACUACCCAUCAAACGACCACCAGUGUGCCUUCGCCUACCGUAGACAGAUUAACGCCUACCUCAUCAACCCAUUCGGCAGAGGAUGAGCCGACAAACAAUGCGCAGCUUUCCCAGGUAGGAUACUACAAUGGUAUUAUUGUGGUCGUGUGUGUGCUUGUUGUGGUCAUUAUCAUCUUGGUUGCCUUGGACUACUGGAGAUUUCGAAAUUUGAACAGAAAUCUACACAUCAAGACUACCCACGCUGCACUAGAAAUGAGCCGGUAUGCCCAAGAACAACCACAAGCAUGUUACUUCAACUCCGCGUUCGACAAUAAGGAGUUCGGCGCCGAACACGUGUCUCUGAGUUCUCGCAACAGUUUGGCGUCUGCCUGCACCUACGAGCCAGUCGGUCUGCCGCCUUGGACGAAGCCAUGGGUCGUACCGUGGAGCAACCUCCGAAUCCGAAUUAAGGUGCUUGGCAACGGUCGAUUUGGGAAAGUGCGACUCUGUGAAGUAAACAGAGAUGCCACUACUUCAAAGGCUGCCCUCAAACAACUUGACUUAAAUGCAACUUCAGCUGAUGAGCGACAGCUCUUCAUGGACCAAUACCAAACAUUGGCACGUAUUCGGCGCCAUCCUAACGUCAUGAGCAUGUUAGCAGUUUGCCAGCAUGAAGAUGUUUUCUACGUGGCCUUGGAGUACCUUCCCAACGGGGACCUGUUGUCCCAUCUGAAAGGAAUCCAUUCCAAAAACCAGUCGUUACCGGUGGACAAAAUGGUGCAGUUCGCACUUGAUAUCGCCAAGGGGAUGGAACACGUUGCCGAUGCAGGGGUGAUUCAUCGCAAUCUGGCGGCAAAGAACAUUUUUCUUGGUGCCAAUCUGGUUGCCAAGGUUACUGGGUUCAGCCUAUCGCGUAAGAGAGAUGUGUACGUGGAGGUUUCUGAGAACAAACCCCGAUCUCCCCGUUGGAUGGCCCUUGAAUCUUUGACCAUCGACAGGUACACCACCAAGAGUGACGUGUGGUCCUUUGGGGUUCUCAUGUGGGAAAUGACAACACUUGGAAAAACUCCGUAUGCGGGUUUCAGAACUGACAACAUUGUACCCAGAUUGAAAGGUGGAUAUCGUUUGCCGAGACCAAGCAACUGUGAAAAAGAAAUCUAUGAAGUGAUGCUACAAUGCUGGCAGGAGGAUCCCAAGACACGGCCUACCUUCAAGCAACUCGUGAAAGUGAUGGCAGACAGGCACACUGACAGCCCGUACAUGGAUAUGACGACCUCAGACGCUUGAAAUGGAUUGCAUGAAAGCUUCGGUAACCUUAGUGUAAUUAUUACAAUUCUGAAUGUAGCUGCAAAACUGACGCACAUCGUUAGUGAUCUAGAAAACACAAAGGUUGGCAUAUCUCUUGUGUGGUUGUGAAUAGUGUUGUACUUGUAGGCAACAUAUACAAUUGAGGAGCAGAGUGUUCAGUGUAGCAUGGUUGUAUCUGUAUCAUUCAGAAUAUAAUUGUGAUUUAUGAAUUCGUUAAAACCCUUCAAUGAACCUUAGGUCUUCAAAUAUAUCCCUGUUGGUAGUGCCUGAACUGAAUAAAACACUGGGACCGUUCCUUUUCUCAUUCUAAAACCUAUGCUAUGGAACAAACUUCGUCAAAAUAUCUGUGAUAUUUGUCCUUCCCAAGACAUUUAUUGUGCUCUGAAGACCCACCGUUUCAAGUAACAUGUAGCUCUUUCAUUUGAUUCAUAUGUUGAUGCAUUGCUGUAUCUCCUUCGUGUAAUUUUUAUUUGUGUGUAUCUUAUUGUUCUGUUUGGUUUUAUUGUGUAAGUUAAAUGUCCCCCACCCCCAACCCUUAUGGUCCCUACGCUGUGUUGGGCGACAAGACGAUGCGCACUAAGUGUUUUGCCGUCUGGAAUUUUAUUGUACCAUGAUCACCGAUAUUCUAUAAAGAAGAGCUAAAGUACUUGGGUUAUGUGAGACACAUAUACCCAGAGACAAAGACAUGAUCUCCAAGAGUGUAGACAAGAAGUAGUAUUAUUAUUUUGGAACUAAUGCAAACAUUUAUAAUAUGUUUUUGCACAGAUUUAUUAAACGCUGUAGCCUAAACGGUAAUCGUAAAUAAUCGUAAUUAUUUGCGUUUACAAAAAGUAAAGCCUAUUUUAGUUCUAUGAUUACAGCAUGUUUUCACUUGAUAAACUUAAAAUUCAUGAUUUCUAUUAUUUUGGAAGUACGGCAAUAUGAAUGACAUUAUUGUUUCAGUAACAUGUUUCAGUAGAUUCAUGAUUGCCAAUACCACCUCAAUGGCGAUUGUGCAUGGUUCAGUCGUACAGAAAUAAGUAUCAUUGGAAGUAUUUGCAAAAAACAAAUUCCGGAAUUUCCAGACCAACAAAUUGUGCACGUACUCGUUCUCAUGGGUGUCAGCAAACUCUACAUUGUAAUGCGCUGCCGGUAUGAUGAAUUUGAACAUCCAAGGCACUAAAACUAACCAUGUCAAAUCAUUGCAUCUUUUACUAAUGCAUU
Patiria miniata (bat star) is the source of this 4104-nucleotide messenger RNA. RefSeq names its product tyrosine-protein kinase receptor Tie-1-like. The coding region runs from base 1 to 2880 and encodes 959 amino acids. Gene Ontology annotation, cellular component: signaling receptor complex. Gene Ontology annotation, molecular function: transmembrane receptor protein tyrosine kinase activity; protein binding; ATP binding. The transcript has 18 exons. Lineage: Eukaryota; Metazoa; Echinodermata; Asteroidea; Valvatida; Asterinidae. The record is from RefSeq and is a predicted model, not a curated record. Gene Ontology annotation, biological process: positive regulation of kinase activity; multicellular organism development; cell surface receptor protein tyrosine kinase signaling pathway.